CCCGACCAACUAAGUUUCUAAUCCAGUGAAAACCGCCAUGGUCCUUCGGAUCUCUCUCUCUCUUCGGAGACAACGACAGCGGUGGCCGUGGCACUUAAUCUGCUAAAAAUGCAUGUGCUUCUCUCUCUAAGGUGGUGCUUAGAGAGAAAAUAAACCAAGCCCUAUCUCUCUCUAAAACGCUCUCUUCUCACUUUUCACAUCCCCAUAUUCAAACGCAUGUGCUUCUUACGCCCAAAUAUUCAAACACAUUGAACGCGUCGCACGUACAUCAAUGAAAAUUAAUAAAGCAGGAGUCGGUCGAGAUGCUGCUCGGACCGUCACGGAUAACGGUUACAGGUCAGCCCUAACACAGUCACCCUCACUCUAUAAAACCCCCCUCCCCCAACUAUUCUCACUCAUCAUUCAUCUGACCUUUUUACUUUGCUUUGUUCCAUCAAUGGCUUUGCGCUACUUCUUACUCCCUUUCUUCUUUCUCUCUCUUGCAACUGCUCAGCUGAGCUUCAACUUUUACAGAUCCACAUGCCCAAAUGCGGAAUUCAUAAUAAAGACUCUUGUCUUCAACAAGUUUAACAAGGACCCCUCCAUCACAGCUGCGCUACUUCGUAUGCAUUUCCAUGAUUGCUUUGUUAGAGGCUGCGAUGCCUCCAUCCUAAUUAACUCAACCUCGAAUAAUCAAGCUGAGAAGGAUGCUGGUCCGAACGAGACAGUGCGAGGGUACGAGUUCAUCGACGAGAUCAAAACCCAGCUCGAGAAGAAGUGUCCCAAUACCGUGUCAUGUGCCGACAUAAUCACUGCAGCUACCCGGGAUGCAGUCGCCCUCUCUGGAGGGCCCUCUUACCCCAUACCCACAGGCAGAAGGGACGGCCUCAUCUCAAAUGCUAAUGAUGUUAACCUUCCGGGUCCCUCCCUCUCGGUGUCCCAAGCCUUCUCUUUCUUCAGAGCCAAAGGCUUCACUCUCAAAGAAAUGGUCACUCUUUUGGGUGCACACACAGUUGGUGUGGCUCAUUGUGGUUUCUUUCGCGGCCGACUCUUUAAUUUUCAGGGAACUGGAAAACCAGACCCCUCAAUGGACACAGCCUUAGUUUCUAAGCUCCAAAAGCUAUGUGGUAGCAGCAGUUUGCCCACUGUAAGGGAUCCAACUGCUUUUCUUGAUCAGAACACAAGUUUCAGGGUAGACAAUGAGUUUUACAACCAGGUUUUGAAGAAGAGGGGGAUUUUACAGAUAGACCAAGCGCUUGGAAAUGAUAGAUCUUCAGUGGGGUUUGUUAGGCAAUUUUCUUCUGAUGGAAAUGGGUUUUUGAAGACUUUUGUAGAUGCAAUGGUGAAGAUGGGGAAAUUGGAGGUUUUGGUGGGGAAUGCAGGAGAGAUAAGGAAGAAGUGUGGGGUUUUCAAUUCACCUGGCUUUGCUUCAAUGUAGAAACGUGGGGAAUCUAAAGUCAAAGAGAGAGAAAGUGGCUUCAACUUUGUUACUGCUUAAUAGUAAGCGUAUGUUAAUGGUUUUUUAUUGUGCGUCUGUUUGCGUUCCUUCACUGUGUGGAAUAGUUUAAAGGUGGUGAGUGGUAGUGGGAACCCUCUGACCACUUUUGGCCCAAGUGGGCUUUCAUCUGAAUAUUGUACUAACUCUUUAUUUUUGGAAUAAAAAAAAGAUCAAACUAGGUAGGGACCAA
Messenger RNA from Amborella trichopoda, 1667 nucleotides. RefSeq names its product peroxidase 57. Gene Ontology annotation, molecular function: peroxidase activity; heme binding. The record is from RefSeq and is a predicted model, not a curated record. Gene Ontology annotation, biological process: hydrogen peroxide catabolic process; response to oxidative stress. Lineage: Eukaryota; Viridiplantae; Streptophyta; Magnoliopsida; Amborellales; Amborellaceae.